This is a messenger RNA of Oryzias latipes (Japanese medaka), 2724 nucleotides long. RefSeq names its product 5'-nucleotidase domain containing 2 (gene nt5dc2). Gene Ontology annotation, molecular function: 5'-nucleotidase activity. The record is from RefSeq and is a predicted model, not a curated record. Lineage: Eukaryota; Metazoa; Chordata; Actinopteri; Beloniformes; Adrianichthyidae.
CAGCCCUCCAGUCUCAGGCGAAAGGAAGCACGUUCAGCUUCGUCAACAUGUCACUCAAGAGCGUGGGUACAGCUUUGACACGUACGUUAUGGUCUAGAGGAAACAGGACACCCCCGCUGUCCCGAAACCCGAAAGUAAACAGACUUUCCACCACAUGUGGGGUGCUUGGAGGAACAAAUCAUGGCGAUAAGUCCACACACCAAAGUUGCAAGUCGGAUUCGGACAGGCCAAGUGGCGAGGCAGCGUCCCCCGGUGAGCAUCCACACAAAUGUGCAUCUGGAGACAGCAAGAGACCCAAGGACUCCAUGCGUGGUCCCGGUGUCACUGGCGUGAGGAGACGGUCCUUCACCUCCAAUGCAGCUCCGAUGGACCAGCGGUCCUAUCUCUGGACGCGUUACAACGACUUGAAACGGCUGGUUUACGACCUCAUCCCUCCAGGGGCGUGUAAAAGCCUCAACUCCUCAGUCAUCUAUGCCAACAAUGAAGUCGACCUGGCCGAAGUGGACAUCUAUGGCUUCGACUAUGACUACACCUUGGCUCAGUACUCCAACGCACUCAACACACUCAUCUACAGCACUGCAAGGGAUUUCCUAGUUGAACAUUUCAAGUACCCUGAAGAAAUCAAGAAAUAUGAUUAUCUUCCCAACUUUGCCGUCCGUGGUCUUCACUAUGAUAUUCAAAAGGGUCUUCUGAUGAAAAUUGAUGCGUUUCAUUACAUCCAGCCAGGAACAGUGUAUCGGGGCCUGACUCCACUGCCAGAUGAAGAGGUCCUUGAUCUUUAUGGUGGGACCUUCCAUGUUCCAUUGCAGCAGGACAGUGGCUUCUAUGGAAAGGGGCCGAAGGUGAAGCAGUUCAUGGACAUUUUCUCCAUUCCUGAGAUGACUUUAAUGGCUGUGGCCAAUGACUUUUUCAUCACCAAUGACAUCGAAUAUGAUCCAGUGCAUCUCUUCAAGGAUGUUUCUGAGGCCAUUGGCAUGGUUCACAUCAAAGGCUAUAUGUACAAGUGGAUCAUGCAAGAUCUUGAUAAAUUCAUCCUGAGAGGAGAUGAGACAGAUGCUGUUUUGCAUAAACUGGCCAGUCAUGGAAAGAAGCUUUUCCUCAUCACCAACAGUCCGUUCAGUUUUGUGGAUAAAGGAAUGACACACAUGGUGGGGGAAAAGUGGCGAGACUUCUUCGAUGUUGUCAUUGUACAGGCAGACAAGCCUCACUUCUUUACCGACUGCAUCAAACCUUUCAGGCGCUUGGAUGGUAAUGGAGACCUGCGGUGGGAGAAGAUAACCAGUUUGGAAAAAGGACAGAUUUACAAGCAGGGAAACUUGUUUGACUUUCUCAGGCUGACAGGCUGGAGGGGAUCUAAGGUCCUUUACUUUGGAGACCAUCUUUACAGUGACUUAGCUGACCUCAUGUUGCGCCACGGCUGGCGUACAGCUGCCAUCGUCCCUGAGCUGGAGCACGAAACCAAAGUUGUGAGUGCUCACAGGUAUGCUGUGAACCUCACCUGGCUGCAGGCUUUAACUGGUCUCAUGGAGCGCCUCCAGAUCCACCGGGAUGCCGAGUCCAGAGAAGUUUUUGUGGAGUGGCAGAAGGAAAGAGAAGAACUGAGGGUGAUGACCAAGAACCUGUUCAACCCUCAGUUCGGCAGCAUCUUCAGAACAUUACACAACCCCACCUAUUUUUCUAGGCGUCUAAAUCGUUUCUCAGACAUCUACAUGGCCUCUCUGAGCUGCCUUCUGAAUUAUGACCUGUCGUACACCUUCUACCCGCGGCGCACCCCUCUUCAGCACGAAGCUCCCCUGUGGAUGGAUCAGCUCUGCACCGGCUGCAUGAAGACACCUCACCUGGAGGACAUGGCUAACAUCCGAUGAGAGCUGUGCUCUCCAAACAGACUGGCAAGACUUCUAGGUUUUCGUUCUGGCAGACACUUGAGGGAAAUAGUUCCAUUUAACAGGGUUUCUUAGUCUACAGGAAGGCGCUGCAAAACCCAUCCACAGGUUACAUAUCACUUCCAGUCAAAGGGAAGGAUUCCUCACUGGAGACCACUGGGGGGCGCUUUAGAGCUAUGGUAGGUGAUAAACAGAAGGCAUGUCAAUAUUUUGACACAAAACUGACAGACAUUUGUUUCCAGUUGAAGCAAUUUGUGGAAAUGUUGGAAAAUCUGAGCUACAGUCGCACAAUUUAAACAAAAACAAACUUUUUUUGUACUAACGUGUUUAUUAUCGUACCCUUUUUAUGUAAUAAAAGGCGCAGUUAUACAAGUUACCUAGAAUGAGUUCUACUUGUAAGUGAAACUAACCUCUGAUGAAUCUAAUACAAAGUUAAAUGUAAAUCUUGAUCUGUAUGUUUUACGAUUUGGGUUGAUUUUUCAUUGGCCAUUUGGUUGCUAGGCAGAGUAUCAUCCAUUCAUAUCUAAUGUAGUCUGAAUCAAGAAUUCAUUACUUGCAGCUGUCGGCGAAAGACAACAGCAAAGGUACCGUACUCUGCUUUUCUAAAAUUUAGGUUAAAAAUAAAAAUAAGAAUCUGUGCCUCUUUUAGUUUGAUGAAUCUUUAGGAAUGUUCAUCUGGAUUAAGGCAGACAUAAAAUCUGCAGAGGUUUUUUUGUUCCCAUUUUGUUAUUCUGUCUGUCCAGGAAUGUACUUGCUGUUACUUAUUAACAAUAAUGUAAGGCGAAGUAAGCUUGUGCUGUGCCCCUUUUAUGAUAAUUGUAAAUAAAAACAAUUAAACUCA